Molecule: messenger RNA, 1542 nt
Organism: Penicillium olsonii
Lineage: Eukaryota; Fungi; Ascomycota; Eurotiomycetes; Eurotiales; Aspergillaceae
Source: the annotation of a GenBank genome assembly
AUGGCGUUUCUGCGUAACGGAGCCACUGCCGUUGAUGCCGUUGAAAUGGCUCUUAUGAUUCUCGAGGACAACCCCAUCACAAACGCGGGGUAUGGAAGCAACCUCAAUGCGAAAGGAACCGUCGAGUGUGAUGCCUCAAUUGUUGACCAUCGUGGACGCAGCGGUGCGGCUGGAUCCGUGGAAUGCGUCAAGAACCCAAUCAUGCUGGCUCGGAAGAUCUAUGACUGGUCCAACAGGGACUUGGGGAUGUCAAGGGUUCCCCCGAAUUUCCUCGUUGGAAAGGGAGCUCAAGACUUUGCAUGGCGUCACGGUGUUAUCCUGAUACCAUAUGAAGCGCUGAUCACACCUGUAACCUCACAACGAUACAAGCAGUGGGCAUCAGAAGUUCGAGAUUACGAACUUGCCAAUCCAACCGAAGAAGAUGCACGGUACUGGUGCCGUCGACCUCUGACCCCUGUGGACAAACGCAUUCAACGCUUCGAACAAAGGGAUCUUAUUGAGUACCCUGAACGUCACACUGACAGCAACAUGAUAACCUCAGACCCGGAAGAGGAACUGCGAUCCCUGAACAUGAGAACUUCACCUGCAGGUGGGAAGGGUCGCCCCGCAAACUCCCCGACUCGCCCAUCGAGGCAGAAGAAAGUCAAACUGAGUAGUGAAUCUACCACCAAGGAGUCUCCUUCUUCCUCGCGCGUGUCCCCCGAUGGAAGUCCCGAAAGGAGCCCCAUGGAUGAAAUGGAAGAAAGCCCCGCAAGCGAUGAGGCAGAGAGCUCUGUGGUUGACAGUGACGAUGACGGUGAUGAGGAAAAAGGUUGCGCAAGUGACAAUGAAGAAAGCCGUGCAAGUGACGAGGAACAAAGCUUCGCGAGUGACAAAGAAGGAAGCUUUGGAAGUGACAGGAACUGGGGGACUGAAGACCAUGGGGAUUCAAUCACUGAUACAAUCGGUGCAAUUGCAAUUGAUCGAUAUGGGAACAUUGCAGCUGGAUCUUCCUCUGGUGGCAUAGGUUUGAAGCAUCGCGGCCGUAUCGGACCUGCGGCUCUGAUCGGCAUUGGCACCCAUGUUGUGCCUGAAGAGUCCACUGAUCCAGAUGGGACUACAUGUGCAGUAGUCACAUCUGGGACCGGAGAGCUAAUUGCAGGAACCCUUGCGGCCAGUACCUGUGCCCAGAGAAUGUACUAUAGCCAAAAGAAGGGCUCUGAUGGCACAUUCACUCAUGUCAUGGAGGAGGAAGCGAUCAACGCAUGGAUGAAGAAGGAGUUCAACGAUUUCUCCUACCUGCUAGAACACCCCGUCGUGAUUGAAAGUAUCCUCUUUGGUUCAAUUGGAGUCAUGGUUGUAAAGAAGACCAACAGUGGCAUAGAACUCUAUUUUGCCCACAACACUGAUUCAUUUGCCCUUGCAUCCUUUGUCAGCACUGCGGCUAAACCAAGCUGUUUGAUGUCUCGCGGGAAACGUGGAACCAUCGCACAAGGGGGCUGCCGUAUCAGAUUUGGGACUAAUUGUAAGCAUUGUUUCCACCCGUGGACUUGGCUUAAAUGA